Messenger RNA from Tauraco erythrolophus (red-crested turaco), 984 nucleotides. The record is from RefSeq and is a predicted model, not a curated record. Lineage: Eukaryota; Metazoa; Chordata; Aves; Musophagiformes; Musophagidae.
GUCUUUGGCCAUCUGAAGAAGUGCUGGCUUACUACUGCCUAAAGCACAAUGAAAUAUUCAGGGACCUUGCUGUGUGUGAGCUAGGGGGUGGCAUGACAUGCUUGGCUGGGCUCAUGGUUGCUAUUUCUGCAGAUGUCAAAGAAGUUCUGUUAACUGAUGGAAAUGAAAAGGCCAUCAAAAAUGUAAGUGAGAUCAUCACAAGAAACCAAAAUGCAGGAGUAUUUAAGGCUCAGAAAGUGUCAAGCCGCAUUUUACGAUGGGAUAAUGAGACAGAUGUCUCUCAACUGGAAGGACAUUUUGACAUUGUUAUGUGUGCUGACUGCCUGUUUCUGGACCAGUACAGAGCUAGCCUUGUUGAUGCAAUAAAGAGAUUACUCCAACCCAGUGGAAAAGCAAUGGUAUUUGCUCCACUCCGAGGGAAUACUUUAAACCAGUUUUGCAAUCUAGCUGAAAAAGCUGGUUUCUCUAUCCAAAGACAUGAAAAUUAUGAUGAACACAUUUCGAACUUCCACUCCAAGUUGAAAAAUGAAGAAAAAGAUACAUAUGAGGAAAACCUCCAUUACCCUUUUCUUCUCGUUUUAACCAAGCACAGAUAGAAGAUGACACUUUUUUGUUUGUUUGUUUUAAGGUGGAGUACUGAAAAUUAAUCCAUAUAUGUGGAUGGUCAGGGAGUGGGGAGGGUUCAGGCCCUCCUUUUUUCCUGAGUCAUCAUUAGAGAAAUAUUUCUCAUCUAAAUGAGGAGAAAGACAUCGUGGCUGGUUUCACAGCAUGUAAACAUUGAGACAUCUCUUUUAUAUAAUUUUAGAACUUAUUUUUCCAAUUAUAUUCCAGCCUAAAACCAAUCAGACUUCACAUGUAUACAUUAACAAAGGUAUGAAGCUGGCUUCCUUCUCUUUUGUGUCUUUAAACUUGCAUGUUAAUUUCUUUAAAUGUUAUUUUUAAGGUGUAUUUCAAAAUACGUGAAUAAUAUACUUUGUGGGUUUA